Agelaius phoeniceus (red-winged blackbird) is the source of this 3415-nucleotide messenger RNA. RefSeq names its product MFSD2 lysolipid transporter B, sphingolipid (gene MFSD2B). Gene Ontology annotation, biological process: carbohydrate transport; lipid transport. The record is from RefSeq and is a predicted model, not a curated record. NCBI's taxonomy places the organism in Eukaryota, Metazoa, Chordata, Aves, Passeriformes, Icteridae. Gene Ontology annotation, molecular function: sphingolipid intramembrane carrier activity; symporter activity. Gene Ontology annotation, cellular component: plasma membrane.
GCCGUGAGGGCAGCGCCGACGCCUUCGCCCCUCCUGGGCGCUGGGAGAGGGCGGCGAGGACACCGCCCGCUGUCCCUGGGCUCCGCUCCCCGCCCCGCCCCGGGCGCGCAGGUGUCGCUCGGGGUGGGAUGGCCGCGGUGCCAUGGCGGGGGCUGCGAGGGACACCCCGGCGGGCGAGCAGGAGGGCCACAGGCUCUCGAUGUGCAGCAAGAUCUGCUACGCCAUAGGAGGGGCCCCAAACCAAGUGGCAGGGAGUGCUGCUUCCUUCUUCCUGCAGAUCUACCUGCUAGACAUAGCCCAUAUUACUCCAUUUCAUGCCUCUUUGGUGCUGUUCAUUGGCAAAGCCUCAGGUGCAGUUACCGAUCCUGUUGCUGGCUUUUUUAUUAGCAAAAGUAGAUGGACAAAAAUUGGCCGGCUCAUGCCUUGGGUGCUGGCAUGUACACCCUUCACAAUAAUCUCCUAUUUUUUAAUGUGGUACCUGCCUCCGUUUGUCUCAGGAAGAGUUGCUUGGUACCUGACUUUCCACUGCCUUUUCCAAGCACUGACCACAUUAUUCCAAGUACCAUACUCUGCCCUCACCAUGUUUCUCAGCACGGACCAGAAGGAUAGAGAUUCUGCAACAGCAUAUAGAAUGACCAUGGAAGUGCUUGGGACCUUGAUUGGAGCUUCACUUCAGGGGCAGAUUGUGGCCAGUGCUCAUGUCUCUCCCCACUGCACUGUGAAUCCCUCAGUAAACACCACUGACUCCUGGCAUGACACUCCCAGCAUUCCAGACCCCUCAGAUCCUCUGUCUCAUCAAGCCAAAGUUUACAUGAUUGCAGCAGGGGUCAUAGCAGGUGUGUAUCUCCUUGGAAUUGUCGUUCUUUUUCUUGGAGUAAAGGAAAGGGAUGAUCCUUAUGCCUUAAAUUCAGACAGAGCAAUUCCUUUUUGUAAGGGGCUUGCACUCACCAUGAAGCAUGGUCCAUAUGUGAAGCUUACAGCUUCAUUUCUUCUCAUCUCGACAGCAGUUCAGCUGGAGCAGGGAAACUUUGUCCUGUUCUGCACUCAUGCUGCUGGCCUCCGCAAUCACUUCCAGUAUUUGGUGGUGACCAUCUUGGUAUCAGCAGUGGUGAGCGUUCCCUUCUGGCAGAAGUUUCUGCAGAGAUUUGGCAAGAAGUGUGCAGCAUGUGGGAUUUCGUGGAUGAUUCCUUUUGCAGUCAUGCUAGUGACCAUUCCAAACCUGAUCCUGGCUUACUUCGUGGCCUUCGUCUCUGGUCUGAGCAUUGCAGCAUCUCUUCUGUUGCCAUGGUCAAUGCUGCCUGAUGUUGUUGAUAACUUUCGCCUGCAGAAUCCCCAUGGGAAAGGACAUGAAACCAUUUUCUAUUCUUCUUAUGUUUUUUUUACCAAGAUGUCAGCAGGAAUUGGCUUAGGAAUUUCUGCAGCAGGACUGGAGUUUACUGGGUACAAGCCAGGGAUAUGCAGACAGUCAGAUGAUGUGAUCCUCACACUGAAACUCCUGAUUGGAGCAGUCCCUGCCAUCCUCAUCCUUUUAGGUUUGUUUAUACUCCUUUUCUACCCCAUCACUGAAGAAAGUCGGAAAAAAACAAAGCUUGCCCUUGAAGAGUUAAGGAGGAGCCACCAAAGCACAGAGAACUUGGACAGCCACGAAAAGGACACCUCUGUCUGAAAGCUCUGAAUGCAGUGGCUUUCCAAAUACAGACUCACAUCCCACCAACAAACUCUGUGAGAGUUUUCUAGGUCAUUUCUCCACUCACAUUUUAUCAAAAGGGACAAAGGGUGGUUCUGACAUAGCCAGUAAUGAAAUCAAGAGAGGACACCAUUGUGCAAAUAUACACCUAACUCCAUGCACUGUGCUAGAAAAGACAUUAGACGUGUUCAAAAAUGCAAGCUAUUGAAGGCUUGGGGAUUUUGUUUGUUUUUUUCAAUGAUUAAUGGGAAGCUGUGAUCUUGUUCAUGAGACAUUUUAUGCAUUUGUAACUUAAGAGGAAGAAAAAAGAGUAAAUGUGACCAGAGAAUCUUUGAAGGUUCUGAAUUGGAAAAUACUCUGAAGGGUCAUUGAGUCCAAUUCAUGAUGCACCAUCCAAACAUUAACUCACAAUAUACUUCACCCUUGGGGGCUGGGGUGGAUUUUGAGCACAAUCUCUACCUAUAACUUGCACACUCUUGUGUCUGGAAAGCACUUGGGAACCUGAAGUAUACUACAUGAAGUUAGGAUUUAUUUGUUUUGAAAUGUAGCAAAUCGCUCAUGCAGACAUAUUUUGAGGAUUUUUUUUCAUUUUUUUGAAAGAGAUUUUGAGGUAAUCUAAGUUUAUAGAUUCUACAAGAAGUAGAAUCCUGCAUUUCCAGUUACUGAUGUUUCUUGCUUCUGAAACCUGUAAACUGAUCUCUGUCAGAGAAUGAGAACUUCAAGUUUUCAAAAUUAACAUCUCCCCUGAGGAUAUGAAAAAUAAGUAGUCCCUUCCAAAAAUUAUGUAAUUCAAUUUUUCUUUAAAUUUUGGCCUUUAACUUACCACCAUACCCAUUUCUCUCUGCCUCACAAAAAACCAUGGCAUGGGUAUUAAUCUCAGCUUGCACCUAUUUUGUAAUAAUGAAGCUACACCAGUCUUUUAAAUUGUGAUUUUUUUUCAGUCAGGGAUGUUAUCAUGCUUUAGAUACAUCAACUUAUUUCUACUAUAGAUUUAUACUGUUGAGCACACUUUUUAAAUGAAAGACACACCUAAUCUCAGGCACCUUCUGGAGCACUGAAGUUCAGACCUGUUCAUUCUUGGCUUCUGUGGUGGUUCCAGAGAAUGGACACUCCAAGCCUAAGCUAAAAUGAUGGGACUCUGAAGACAUAUCUAAAUCUGGAAGGAAGAGUGAGCAAUUCAAGAGGUUUGUUCACCUUGAAGAAAUUAGCAAUGCAAGACAAGACAUGAAUUUCAUCCCACUGCCCCUUCCCUGAGCGAGUCUGUGAGUGCCUUUUUGCUGCACCAGAAGUGCCUUUGGAGGACAGGCUUGCUGCUGUUCGGGAGCACCUGGAGGAAGGGGCCACCUGAAAUUUGCCCAGGGCCAUCUGGGAAGUGGCUCAUAGUGCUGGGCUGGAAAAUUGGGAAAGAUUUUGCUGAAGGACACUGGGAUGUAAAAUCGGUGCAACCAUGAAGCAUCUCAUUACGUUUGAUACUGAAACCCUGUCAGGCAAAUUUGAAGUAGAAGGCCUUAUGAACUCUCCUCAAAAUGCUUAAUUAUGAGGAAGCUUCUAAGGGUAUAUUUUGAGUGUGUGUGGGUAAGAAUUAACUUCAUUUAAGAUUUCUGUUUACUUGCCAUCCAAGGCUGGGGUUUUAUGUUUUCUUCCUUGUUUCAGUUUUUGGAGAAACCAAGAUAUGUAUGCCUGGGGCAUAUGUGUUUACAACAAUAAAAACCAUAAGCCUGUUUACAA